Molecule: messenger RNA, 1063 nt
Organism: Emiliania huxleyi CCMP1516
Lineage: Eukaryota; Haptophyta; Isochrysidales; Noelaerhabdaceae
Exons: 1
Coding region: 614-1042 (142 amino acids)
Biological process (GO): transmembrane transport; metal ion transport
Cellular component (GO): membrane
Source: RefSeq, a predicted model, not a curated record
CAAGCUCUGCUAAGCAGUGUGACGUCUGAAGUGCUCUUGUGCGCGUGAACGACACUGGCUCGAGUUCUGGCAGCGAACGGCGUCGGAGGAGGCGAGCAGAAUCCGCUGUGUGUCGUCGGCUCAAAUCCAACCACCCUCCACAGUCCACCCCGGUACGUUCAACGCCGGACAUCGCGACACCAAUGGAAAGGAGUUGGUCCUUGGCUCGUGCUGAGCGCUCCCAGGCGAGCGGGUGCUGCUGAAGUGGCAAGCGCAUAGAGCUGUCGACGACCAAGACGAACAAGACGGGACCAAGACCUACGACUCUAACGACUCGUGGCACGCGGCACGGCGCAGCUCAAGUUGCGCAAAUGGAGGGCUGCACCAUUCCCUCGCUCGAGCCGCGCGCGCCUCGACUGGGCGGUCCACUACCUCUCCUUGCCGUGGAAGCUGCUCUUCGCGUGCAUCCCGCCCACGCUCUUCUUCGGCGGAAAGGCCACCUUCGUCGUCGCGCUCGUCUGCAUCGGCGCCGUCACCGCGAUCAUCGGCGACGUCGCCGCCCUUUUCGGCUGCGUGCUCGGCAUGCCCGACGCGAUCACCGCGAUCACUGUCGCGCUGGGCACCUCGCUCCCCGAUGUCCGACCCCACCGCCGACGCCGCCGUCGGCAACGUGACUGGCUCGAACGCGGUGAACGUCUUCCUCGGCCUCGGGCUGCCGUGGAUGAUCGGCGCGCUCUACUGGAGCCGAAAGGGCGCGACGCCCGAGUGGGCGGCGCGCUACCCCGACCAAGCCGCGCUCUACCCGCAGGGCGGCUUCGUCGUCCCCGCCGGCGACCUCGGCUACUCGGUGACCGUCUUCUGCGUCUGCGCCGUCCUCUGCCUCGGCAUGCUCACGCUGCGCCGCUCGGUCCUCGGCGGCGAGCUCGGCGGGCCGAGCUGGGCGGCGGCGCGCGACCGGAGCCAGGGCGGCGGCGUCGCGCAGGCGCUGCUCCAGAAGCGGGUGGUGGCCGUCUUCUUCCUCCUUUUGUGGGCGGUGUACAUUGUCGGCGUGACGUGUGAAUGAUUUUACUUUUAAGGGAUUGUG